Acanthisitta chloris (rifleman) is the source of this 1522-nucleotide messenger RNA. RefSeq names its product rho GTPase-activating protein 17-like. The record is from RefSeq and is a predicted model, not a curated record. NCBI's taxonomy places the organism in Eukaryota, Metazoa, Chordata, Aves, Passeriformes, Acanthisittidae. The annotation marks the transcript as partial. Gene Ontology annotation, biological process: positive regulation of GTPase activity; regulation of actin cytoskeleton organization; signal transduction. Gene Ontology annotation, cellular component: intracellular anatomical structure; cytosol; cytoplasm. The transcript is spliced from 16 exons. Gene Ontology annotation, molecular function: GTPase activator activity; protein binding.
GGCUGAGAAAACAGAGGUACUCAGUGAGGACCUGCUGCAGAUCGAGAGGCGCCUGGACACUGUCCGGUCCGUGUGCCACCUCGCACAGAAGAGACUCAUUGCCUGUUUCCAGGGCCAGCAUGGCACAGACCCUGAGAAGAGACAUAAAAAACUUCCUCUAACAGCUCUGGCUCAAAAUAUGCAAGAAGGAUCCAUCCAGCUGAGUGAUGAAACUCUGCUGGGGAAAAUGUUGGAUACCUGUGGUGAUGCAGAGAACAAACUGGCCAUGGAGCUCUCCCAGCAUGAAGUUCAGAUUGAAAGAGAAGUCCUAGACCCGUUGUGCCUGCUGACAGAGACAGAGAUCCCCAACAUUCAGAAGCAGAGGAAGCAGCUUGCAAAGCUGGUGCUGGACUGGGAUUCUGCAAGGGGAAGAUACAACCAAGCCCACAAGACUUCAGGAACAAAUUUCCAAGUGCAUCCUUCCAAAAUAGAAUCUCUUAAGGAAGAGAUGGAUGAAGCUGGAAAUAAAGUCGAGCAAUGCAAGGACCAGCUAGCAGCAGACAUGUACAGCUUUGUGUCCAAGGAAGGGGAAUACGCUCGCUGCUUCGUCAUGUUAUUAGAAGCACAAGCAGAUUACCAUAGAAAAGCAUUAGCAGUCAUAGAAAAGGUCCUACCUGAAAUCCAAGUCCAUCAAGACAAAUGGACUGAAAAACCAGCGUUUGGGACUCCCCUGGAAGAGCAUCUCAAGCGCAGUGGGAGAGAAAUCGCAGUCCCCAUCGAGGCCUGUGUCAUGAUGCUGCUGGAAACAGGGAUGAGAGAGGAGGGCCUGUUCCGAAUCGCUGCUGGAGCCUCCAAGUUGAAAAAGCUGAAGGCUGCCCUGGACUGUUCGACUUCACAGCUGGACGAGUUCUACUCCGACCCCCAUGCUGUGGCAGGGGCCCUGAAAUCCUACUUGCGGGAGCUGCCGGAGCCUCUGAUGACCUACGGCUUGUACGAGGAAUGGACACAGGCUGCAAAUAUUCAGGACCAGGAUAAGAAGCUACAAGAGUUGUGGAGGAUUUGUAACAGAUUACCUAAGCAUUAUUAUGCUAACUUCAGGUAUUUAAUCAAAUUUCUAGCAAAGCUUGCGCAGAACAGUGAUGUUAACAAAAUGACCCCCAGCAACGUCGCCAUAGUCCUGGGCCCCAACUUGCUAUGGGCAAAGAACGAAGGAUCCCUUGCUGAAAUGGCUGCAGCAACUUCAGUCCAUGUGGUAGCAGUUAUUGAGCCAAUUAUUCAGCAUGCAGACUGGUUUUUCCCUGGAGAUCAAGAUUUCAAUGUGUCUGGGGCAUUUGUUGCAGUUCCUGCUGUUAAUUCCAACCACUUGUCACACUCUGGGAACGACUAUGAAUGUGGGACACUGGAGAGGAAGAGACCUGUCAGCAUGACUGUGAUGGAAGGGGAUUUGUUGAAGAAGGAAAGCUUUGGUGUGAAGGUUCUGGACUUCCCAGCGAACCCUCGGAGAUGUGGCACUGUAAACAGAAAGCACACAUCCCCGGCCUUC